CUCUGAGCCACAGAAGCAAAUGGAGCUCCUGGGAGCAGCCACUGUUGUCCUCCUGGUUUGCAUCGCUUGCCUGCUCUCCUUCGCAGCAUGGAAAGGAAAGUCUGGAAAGGGAAAGAUGCCUCCAGGACCGGCUCCCCUUCCCAUCCUAGGUAACGUGCUGCAGGUGAAACCAAAGAACUUGGCCAAAACCUUCCAGAAGCUGAGUGAAGAGUAUGGACCAGUGUUCACAGUGCACCUAGGCUCUGACCCAGUGGUGGUGCUGCACGGAUACAAUGUGGUGAAGGAAGCCUUGGUUGAUCGCGCAGAUGAGUUUGCGGCCAGAGGACACAUGGCAAUAGGAGACAGGGUUAACAAUGGAUUAGGGAUUGUUUUUAGCAACAACGAGGAGUGGUUACAAGUCCGGCGGUUUGCUCUCACCACUUUGCGCAACUUUGGAAUGGGGAAGAGGAGCAUCGAAGAGAGGAUUCAGGAGGAAUCUGAGUACUUGCUGGAAGAGAUCAACAAAACAAAGGGAACACCUUUUGACCCGACCUUCACUUUGAGCUGUGCUGUCUCCAAUGUCAUAUGCUCCAUUGUCUUUGGAAAACGAUAUGACUAUAAAGACAAGAAGUUCCUGGCCCUGAUGAACAACUUGAACACUAUCUUUGAAAUGAUGAACUCCCGCUGGGGACAGCUUUACCAGAUGUUCUCAAAUAUCUUGGAUUACUUGCCUGGCCCACACAACUAUAUGUUCAGGGAAUUCGAUGCUCUAAAAGCCUUUGUGUCAGAGGAGGUGAAGAUACACGAAGCCUCCCUAGAACCCAGCUCCCCUCAGGAUUUCAUUGACUGCUUCCUCAGCAAAAUGCAGGAGGAGAAAGAGAACCCAAAUUCCAGUUUCCACAUGAAGAACCUGAUUACCACCAGCUUUGACUUGUUCACUGCUGGAACAGAGACAACUAGUACCACCCUAAGAUACGGACUUCUGCUUCUUCUCAAAUACCCAAAGAUACAAGAGAAAGUUCAAGAGGAGAUCGACCAGGUGGUAGGACGAUCACGAAAACCUUGUGUGGCUGACCGGACACGGAUGCCCUAUACAGAUGCUGUGGUCCAUGAAAUCCAGCGCUUCAUAUCCCUCAUCCCCCUGAGUCUCCCCCACACUGUGACCAAAGAUACUCCCUUCAGAGAGUAUGUCAUUCCCAAGGGCACCACAAUCUAUCCCAUCCUCAGUUCUGUCCUCCAUGACAGUAAAGAGUUUCCAAACCCAAAUGAGUUCGACCCUGGACAUUUCUUGAACAAGAGCGGCACCUUUAGGAAGAGUGAUUUCUUCAUGCCCUUCUCAGCAGGGAAGCGAAUAUGCCCUGGAGAGGGCCUGGCACGCAUGGAAAUAUUCUUAUUCACAGUUACCAUAUUGCAGAACUUUACCUUGAAGGCUGUCGUCGACCCCCAGGAACUCAGCAUAGCCCCAACGCUGAGUGGGACAGGCAACGUACCUCCUGUCUACAAGCUCUGUGCUAUACCUCGCUGAAAAGCACAAAACCUAUCUCCAUGGUGUCCUGAGCCUGGUUAUUCCUUUACACCUCCCUUACUAAAGCCGAUGGCAGGAGCAUUGGCCCACCUUUCCAAGGCUUCCAGGAAGGCAACCCAAACACAAGUACAUGCACAAAAUAGACACCUUCAAAGCCUCCUAGAACUGCUCCACCACCUGGCAGGGAGGCCUUGGGUGACACUGCAGCCUGUUGCACUGACACUCUGUCCAUGGGCUCACUGAGCACAGCAGCUGCAUCAAACAGUCGAUUUUCUCACAAACACAGCUCCCAUUGCUGCCCAUGACCUGCUUCUCCCAUAGUAUGUGUCCCACCAAGAGCAGCAUGCAUCGCAGAUGGGUAAUGCUGUGUGUAUGUUAAUGACCCAAUAAAGAAAAAUCCAUUUAUGAGGA
Messenger RNA from Mesitornis unicolor (brown roatelo), 1915 nucleotides. Its product is annotated as cytochrome P450 2C20-like. The transcript is spliced from 9 exons. The record is from RefSeq and is a predicted model, not a curated record. Gene Ontology annotation, biological process: xenobiotic metabolic process. NCBI's taxonomy places the organism in Eukaryota, Metazoa, Chordata, Aves, Mesitornithiformes, Mesitornithidae. Gene Ontology annotation, molecular function: heme binding; oxidoreductase activity, acting on paired donors, with incorporation or reduction of molecular oxygen, reduced flavin or flavoprotein as one donor, and incorporation of one atom of oxygen; iron ion binding. Gene Ontology annotation, cellular component: cytoplasm; intracellular membrane-bounded organelle. Bases 20 to 1504 code for a protein of 494 amino acids.